AUGGCCACCGCCAUCGUUAUAUCCGUGCUAGCAAUAUGCACUAUCGCCAAGUGGGUCAGGGAUAAAGGCUCGCGUCUCCCUCUACCUCCUGGUCCAACAGGUUUUCCCAUCGUUGGUAAUACACUUCACAUCAAUACGGAGAAGCCACAUCUCACGUUUAGCAACUGGAGGAGCCGAUAUGAUGUAACUCGAGGGGAUAUUAUAUAUUGCAAAAUCUGGGGACAAGACACGAUCAUUGUCUGUAGCGAGAAGAUAGCCCGUGAUCUUCUGGAUAAGCGUUCCUCCAACUACUCAGACAAGAGCCUCGUUGCCGAAUCAAGGGCGUACAAUUUGGACUUCAACACAGGAUGGAUACCCUACUCGGAUAAAUGGCGACUCCACAGGCGCAUUUAUCAUCAGGCAUUGAGACAAGAGAUCGUGCCGAAGUAUAGACCUAUGCAGCUUAGGCAAGCUCAUAAGCUACUCGAAGAUCUAUUGGAUCGACCAGAUGCAUUUGAAGUACAUCUGCAAGCGUACGCAUCGCCCAUAAUCCAUGGAGUCUUGAUAUGGAUGCUAAAGUUUCUUUAUAUCAGACACGCGGCUGCCAUCAUAAUGUCUGUAAUAUACGGAUACGAGACGAGGUCCCACAAUGAUCAGAUGGUGUCCGUAAUUGAAAAAGCGAAUGAUUUCAUCAUACCGUUCGGAACACCCCCUGCAAUGGGAUUGAUCAAAGCGUUCCCGUUCUUGCUCAAAAUACCGACAUGGUUCCCUGGGGGAUGGAUUAGGCAGGCCGUUAUUUCCGGGAAGAAGCAUGUAGACACUAUGCUGGAGCUUCCGUACCAAUAUGUGAAACAAAGCUUGGCCUCUGGAACUGCACCCGCGUCUAUGGUUGGCGAUAUGCUGCAGAGGGCGGAAGCACAGGUUGUACCUGAGGUGUAUGAAGAAUGUGUGAGAAACACUGCUGGUGCGGCUUUUUCGGGAGCGAAUGUCCUUAUAGACACGUGGGAGAUACAUCACGACGCAAGCCGCUUCCCCGAGCCUCAUCUCUUCAAGCCGGAGCGAUAUCUUAACGGUGACGGGUCACUCACGGAUGACAUGUCGCACAUGAUGGUUUUUGGACUUGGUAGGCGAGUGUGCCCAGGUCGACACCUCGCACUUGCGUCAGUGUGGUCAGCGAUGACGUGCAUGCUUGCGGCCUUCACUUUUGAGAAAGCGAGAGACUCGGAUGGAAGCGAGAUCGAGAUUAAUCCAAGGUGGACUAUUGGGUUAACGAGAAGUAAGGAUUGCAAGGGUGCUGUUGUGAAGAUUGGGUGCCCUAAACACGCGAGGAGGAAAAGGUCUCAGCGUCACCUUGCCACAGAUUUCAAACCGUUCUUGCUCUCUCAAUCUUUGGACCGGCGGCUUCGUGCCGUGUUUAGCUAUGUCUUACUCGCAGAUAUCCGCUGGAUAGACUUCCAGGAGGAGCCUGACAUCGCUGGUCAAGAGAGCGAGGAGCUGCGCAACCCUCAACGCGGCGACUUGACUUAUCAGAAGAACUCGGAGGGUCUUAUACCAUAA
Messenger RNA from Coniophora puteana RWD-64-598 SS2, 1536 nucleotides. RefSeq names its product cytochrome P450. The transcript has 11 exons. The coding region runs from base 1 to 1536 and encodes 511 amino acids. Lineage: Eukaryota; Fungi; Basidiomycota; Agaricomycetes; Boletales; Coniophoraceae. The record is from RefSeq and is a predicted model, not a curated record. Gene Ontology annotation, molecular function: iron ion binding; oxidoreductase activity, acting on paired donors, with incorporation or reduction of molecular oxygen; heme binding.